AUAUUUGUAAAUCUCCUGUUUUGGAUAGAUUAAACUCUGGCUGACCUUAAAGGAACCCUAGCGCUCCUAUCCUCGAUUCUAGACGAUCGGUUAGAUUUCGGGUUCACGAAGAAGAAGCGUAGAGGGAUUUACACGGUGAAGAUGCUCUGGAUUAUGAGGUUUUCUGGCUUCUUCUCCGCCGCAAUGGUCAUGAUCGUCCUCUCUCCUUCUCUGCAGUCCUUCCCUCCCGCGGAAGCCAUCCGGUCUACCCACCUUGACAGCUACCUCCGUUUGCCGGUUCAAAUGUCUCCAUCUGAUAACCUCAGCCGGUUUUCGUUCCGACAAGCCUCCGCAUUUCGCAAUGCCGAUGAAUGCCGCUCUGUUAUUUCGGAAAGCUCCGGCGAAACCAGCGUAUGCGAUCCCAAUUUGGUUCAUGUGGCGAUUACACUCGACGUCGAGUACCUCCGCGGCUCAAUCGCCGCUGUCCAUUCGAUUCUGCAGCACUCGCUGUGCCCGGAGAGUAUCUUCUUCCACUUCCUGGUCUCGGAGACGAAUCUCGAAACCUUGGUGAGAUCCACUUUCCCUCACUUGAAGUUCAAGGUGUAUUACUUCGAUCCGGAGAUUGUACGGGGCCUAAUCUCGACCUCGGUGAGGCAAGCUCUCGAGCAGCCGCUGAAUUACGCGAGGAAUUACUUGGCGGAUCUGCUCGAGCCCUGCGUGCGGAGAGUGAUAUACCUGGACUCUGAUCUAGUCGUUGUUGACGACAUCUCCAAGCUAUGGACAACGAGUUUGGGUUCCAGAACAAUCGGAGCCCCGGAGUACUGCCACGCGAAUUUCAGCAAGUAUUUCACGGCGGGGUUCUGGUCGGAACGGCGGUUUAACGGCGUUUUUUAUGGAAGGAAGCCGUGUUACUUCAACACCGGCGUGAUGGUCAUAGAUCUGGUCAAGUGGAGGCGGGUCGGGUACACGAGGAGGAUUGAGAGGUGGAUGGAGAUCCAGAAGAGCGAGCGGAUCUACGAGCUCGGGUCCCUGCCGCCGUUCCUGCUGGUAUUCGCUGGACACGUGGCGCCCAUAGAGCACCGGUGGAACCAGCACGGCUUAGGUGGAGACAACGUGAGGGGCAGCUGUCGUGACCUCCACCCAGGUCCGGUUAGCCUGCUACAUUGGUCCGGUAGCGGUAAGCCCUGGCUCAGGCUCGACUCCAAGCAACCGUGCCCACUCGACGCUCUAUGGGCACCCUACGACCUGUACGGGCUCUCCCACUGAAAAAAAAAAAAAAAAAAAAAAAACACGAGAUGGGAUUCUCAUUACAGCCUUUACAGGCCCAAACAAGAGACCCUGCAAAGAACUCGAUGAAAAGCUGUCCUGCAGUGGAGGCUGACAUUACACGUGGUAGUGGACAGACAAAAAUGACCCAUUUGCACUUUAAAUAUUCAUUAAACUACUACACCCACUAAUCGGAAAACGAGUUGUUAUUAAAAGAGCGUCUCCGGCUGGUGGCUGUAUUGUUCCUGGGAAUACCCUCUUUGUCGGCGCACUCGCUGUCUUUCCUUUCAUUACAAGUACGUUGUUGCCUACUGGUUGCCGGUUGGGGUUCCGGAUGGCAUUCAACACGUUCAAAAACUACGCUAGCCACUUAUUAGUGUGUGGGUACACUUUUUAAUGCGUGUGGCCCCAGGGCUGCAGCCCAUUGUUUUUGCUCUUUUUUUUUUUCCCCAAUUUUGAUUGGCAAGGAAGAAAGUGUUGAGGGAGAGGAGGGGAAAAAAAAAAAAAGAGAACAAUUAUGUAAACGUUGAUGGAGGGAAUACUAUGAUUGUUCUUUUGAAGUUGCCCAUUUCCUUAUCAAAAUGUGGCUCUCUGGCUAGAGUGUGUCCUUGGGCGGUGGCAGCAGGGAAUAUGCUAAAACAAGGCAAAAUAGGCAAUUGAAGGACAUAUAUAUAUAUAUAUAUAUAU
Juglans microcarpa x Juglans regia is the source of this 1932-nucleotide messenger RNA. RefSeq names its product probable galacturonosyltransferase-like 7. Lineage: Eukaryota; Viridiplantae; Streptophyta; Magnoliopsida; Fagales; Juglandaceae. The transcript has 2 exons. Bases 142 to 1245 code for a protein of 367 amino acids. Gene Ontology annotation, cellular component: Golgi apparatus. The record is from RefSeq and is a predicted model, not a curated record. Gene Ontology annotation, molecular function: glycosyltransferase activity.